Messenger RNA from Salvelinus fontinalis (brook trout), 2939 nucleotides. It is a transcript of the gene znhit2, whose product is annotated as zinc finger, HIT-type containing 2. Lineage: Eukaryota; Metazoa; Chordata; Actinopteri; Salmoniformes; Salmonidae. The transcript is spliced from 2 exons. The record is from RefSeq and is a predicted model, not a curated record. The coding region runs from base 175 to 2052 and encodes 625 amino acids.
UAAAUGCCGAAGAAAUUGUAAUUACUGUACUACAUAUUGAAGUAUUAGGAUUUACAUGUGUCUGACGACGUACUGAGAAGGCUUCUAAAGGCAAAUUGGACUUUCAUCGUUUCACUCAACAUAAUUACAUCAGCAUGCAAUGAGAAGUAGAAACUAAUUUGCCCACCCAAAAUCAUGAAUCCAAUACUUAGACAGAGAAUCCCUCCAUCUGUGCGGAAGUUGUUGACUGACAUUGGACCAAGGGAUGAGCAACACUGCAGUGAAUGGACUGACACAGAGCCCGAGACUGUCACUAGAGAUGGAAUUGAGCUUCCUGCCAGAGGAACCACCAAUAGCAGUGGAUUUCUGACACCAGCUACUGGGAAAGAGGAUGGAGAUGCAGACCAUACAGAUGCCACAACACAAAGCAAAGUGUGUGGGCUGUGCUUAUGCAAACCUUUUUACUACACCUGUCCACGAUGCAAUGUACCUUACUGUGGCCUGGAAUGCUACCGGAGUACAAAUCAUUCUGUGUGCUCAGAGGAAUUUUAUAAGGAGUCUGUGUUACAGGAGCUGAAAUGUAUUGGAGAAACAGAGUGUGAGGGGAGGAAGAAGAUGCAGGAUAUUCUGCUAAGGCUGAGACAUAUGGCAGAUGGGGCAGAAGGAGGGAUGGAGGGUGUUUUAAAGACCGUUGAGGAGGAGAUGGGGGGUAGUGAGGAGACAAAGGAAAGAGCACAGGUUUUAGACCUCCUCUCCAAGUUAGCAGAGAUUCAAUCAUCUGGGGAAGGGAAUGUGGAGGAGAUUUUAAACAAACUCAAAGAGUUAGGAGACAAGGAUGAAGAAGCAGGGCAGGUGGUUUCUGCAAAUGUUGGAGACGUCGAUGAGGGGGUUGAAGGCGCCGAGGAGCUAGACUUGGCUGACAGGCUCUCGGGGCUGGAUAUCGAUGCUCUCUCUGAGGAGGCAUUGUGGGACCUGUUGAGCAGCCAGGAGAAGGAGAAGUUUAGGAGUCUGGUGAAGGGUGGUGCUGUAGGAGCUCUGGUCCCCCUGUGGAGACCCUGGUGGGAGCAGCACGAGGAGGGGGAAAAAUCUCUGAUGGAGGUAUUGAAGGAGGAGAUGGUCGAGCCAGGAGAUGAUGCAGCAGGACAGGGAGGGAGCAGGACAAGAGAAACAGUGAAGACAAAUAAAGGACAGGGGGGGAGUCUGCAGAAGGAAGAAUGGGCAGGUUUAUCCAGUUGUGAAAUAAGAGAGGCAGAAAGUCAAGUUGUGGUCAUUGCGGAUAAUGAAGUCAAGGAUUCUGGGAAAAGACUUGAGAGUGUGGGUAAAUCAGGGAAGGAGCAGGGACAGAGAAAGGGUAAGGGAAAAUACAGAAAAGAGGCGAGCAAGGCUAAGGGACCAAAAUCAACCCCUGGUAUGCCUCCAAUCAAUGUCAAAAUCCCACCUCUGAGCUCCUUGUCAUCCCAUCCAUCCCCUCUUGUUCGCCAUGGCUUGGUCGAUGCACUGUUUGGCUACACCUUCGCCCUACGCCUGUUCAAUGGUGACAUCGAGUCAAACGUAACUCAGGAGUUUUGUCAAAUGGUUCUCACUGUGUCCGAGGCCCUAAGCUCAGGCAGGGUGUUCAGCUCCCUUCAGGAGACCCUUGAGGGAGGGGAGGCAGCCAUUUUGGCCGGGGGCUACUUUGACCGAGAGGACCCCAGUUCCCCAGCCAGGGCUGUGGAGGCUGUGGCUCAUAUUCUGACUGGGAGAAGUAAGCAGGAUGUCGUUGGAUACUCCUUGGCAGCUUUGAGCCAACUCCGUAUGGUGCUAUCCCAAGCCAGGGCAGCUCUGCCCAAAGAGGGAGAUGAAGGGGACAUGAGAAAGAACUAUUUCCUCGCGGGGAAGAAAUGUGAGUUCUUUCAAGCUUGGGUGUCUGACAAUGCCCAGGAGGUGAGAAGACUGGCCGCUGGGUUAUGGAGAGAGCACAGGAAGAGGGAGGAUGAGAGGAGUGCUUUGCAGAAGGAGAAGAGAAGAGUUGAAGAAAGCUGGAAGAAGGGAAGAGGGAAAGUGAAGGGUGUGUUGAUUGAAGAAAUAGAUUGAGAACAUUUUGGUAUUUUAUGACAGUUAAGUAAAUAUGAGUCUCUUUAUUAUCUUGUUUUCAGGGCAAGCCUGGUAUUUGUUUGUAUACCAUUUUGUAAAAAUGUAUUCUGACUGCAGUUACCAUUGAGACAUGUUUAUUGUUUUGUUUUUUAAUUACAAUUCAGCUAUGCAAUAAAGGUCAUGUAAACUAAUAAGGCUUACAUUUCAGUUAUCAAUAUUAAAGAAAUGGGCCUACACUGUCGUUCUAAAAGAAAUUGUCCAACAUUACCUUAAUUUCAAUACAUGCAUAAAUUGUCAUGAUAAUUUGAAUAUACUUCAGAUUAGUGCUGUUAGACGUCUAAGUUACUGAAAUGUGACCAAUCUAUUCAUUUGAAAUUGAGUUUAGGGCUGGUUGCCCGGACAGAGAUUAAGCCUACUUCUCGACUAAAAAGCACUUUCAAUAGAGAUUCUCUAUUGAGCAUGUUUUUUAGUCCAGGACUAGACUUAAUCUGUCAGAGAGGAUCUUAUGUAUUUUCUAGGUACUUACCAUGCCAGGGCCAUGAGAAGGUCUCCUAAGUAGUUAGGAUGGCGGACGAGGCCCCACCAGCCUGACACCAAAAGGCGCUUCCCCAUGGCUGUGGCAAUAGUCUCCAGGUCUACAGUAAGGCACGGGGGAACUUUUUUCAGUUUUGGCAGUCAUUUGAGAGAGCUCAGAUUACAAAUUAUUCACACUCCAUCUGCUCUUUUUAAUGGGCCCAGAUUCUACUCUGUGGUGCUUCCUGCCAUCCACUGUAUUCAUAUCUGCACUUCGAUCCAUUAUGGAAAAUACAAUUUGAAACAGACAGUAAUAAAGCUGUCGCCAGAGAGAAGACCAAAUUCUAUCUAUUCUCUCAAAACUGUUAAACUGA